Molecule: messenger RNA, 593 nt
Organism: Pelagomonas calceolata
Lineage: Eukaryota; Pelagophyceae; Pelagomonadales; Pelagomonadaceae
Source: the annotation of a GenBank genome assembly
CCGAUUUUACUGCUGUUAGCAUUGGUGCCUCAGAAUUUUAAAAAAUUCGGCUCUUCACGCACUAGACCGGGGUUCGAGUCCCCGCUUCGGAAUUUUUUUUGCUGUUUUUUUGGGCCUCGUCGCCAUUUGCUAACGACAGGGGGUUUUGGGGGGCACGGGACAGGGUCGCGUACGCGGUGGCCUCGAAACCGGCACGAGCACAGUGUUCGAGCGUGCCUCGGCUAUCUACGAGCACCCAACUGGCAAGCAUCGAUAUCCAACGCCACGAGGCGCCUCACGUCCUUGUCCGCCCUCUUGCGCUUCUCGCGCCGUCGCUCAAGACACGGCCCGCGCGCAACGUCGCCUCUUGCGCGUCGCUAAAGUCAGCUGCGGUCUUCGACGCCACCGUGCAGCUCCAUCAUCACACCAUCGAGCAGGCAACGUCGCGCGACGACGACGGGCAGCCUGCAGCCCAGGCUCAGCAGCAGCAGAGCAGCAAAAGAGCAGGGCAGCCAGACACGGCAGAUCACCUGACGCUGCUUUUCGGGCAGCACGACGGGCCUGCCACUUUGAGUAGCCUGCGGUACGUUGCUUUUUCGGCAGGACAAAAAGUC